Thecamonas trahens ATCC 50062 is the source of this 864-nucleotide messenger RNA. RefSeq names its product centrin. The record is from RefSeq and is a predicted model, not a curated record. The transcript has a single exon. Bases 56 to 787 code for a protein of 243 amino acids. NCBI's taxonomy places the organism in Eukaryota, Apusomonadida, Apusomonadidae. Gene Ontology annotation, molecular function: enzyme regulator activity; calcium ion binding.
CACCCCACACCCACACCUCCGCGCCACAUCCCUCUCACCGCAGGCUGCUGAAGUCAUGUCGCUCGAGAUGGGCAAGGGGUACGACCCUGUGGAGGAUAUGAAGCGCGAGCAGCACCGGCAGAAGAAGGAGUACGUCUCCGAGUACUCUGUCCGCGAAGUGCGGCGGAAGGAGAAGCGCGAGAAGAAGGCCAAGGUCGAGACGGAGCAGGGCGUGCAGCGGAAGCGGCGGCAGAUUGUGCUGACUCAGCAGCAGAAGAACGAGAUCCGCGAGGCCUUUGACCUCUUUGACGCCGACGGCACCGGCACCAUCGACGCCCUCGAUCUGCGGGUGGCCAUGCGGGCACUCGGCUUUGAGCCGUCGACCGACGAGAUCGAUCACAUGAUUGCCGCCGUCGACACGGACGCCUCGGGCACUCUCGACUUUUCGGAGUUUCUGGAGGUUGUCACCCGCAAGAUCAAUGCCCCGGACUCGCUGGACGAUCUCCGCAAGGCCUUUCUCCUCUUUGACGCCGACCGCUCCGGCUCCAUCUCGUACGACAAUCUGCGCGCUGUCGCCGACGCCCUCGACGCCGAGGGCACCCACGACGAGCUCAAGCUCAUGAUCCUCGAUGCGCGCCACUGGCCCGACGAGGGCGACUAUGACUACGACAAGUUCCACGCCGACGUCCGCCUCAACCCGUCGACCACCAUCGACCUCGACCAGUUUGUCCACAUCCUCAAGCGAAAGUGCUACGAGCCGGCCAAGAUUCCCAAGUCGGUCAUUGCCCAGUGCCGUUCCGACCUGUGAUGGCUUGUUGGCUUGGCUGCUCGGGCGGGGGCGGCAAAACUCGCGCUAUGUUCAUUGAACUCACACACGUCACCGCA